Coturnix japonica (Japanese quail) is the source of this 1805-nucleotide messenger RNA. It is a transcript of the gene FGF2, whose product is annotated as fibroblast growth factor 2. The record is from RefSeq and is a predicted model, not a curated record. Lineage: Eukaryota; Metazoa; Chordata; Aves; Galliformes; Phasianidae. Gene Ontology annotation, molecular function: growth factor activity.
UGCAGGGUGAUGACACAGACACAAAGCAGAGAUUGUCAAGUGUCUUGAAACUAGCCACUAAUACAAAAACACUAGCAGAGAAACAAGUUUGUUUAGUAAUAAACUAUAUUCUUAAUCUGAAAAUAAAUAUAAAAGUUUUUUUAUGUUAUAAAAGAAAAAGUCCAUAAAAGUAGCUUGCAAUAUAUAAAGAAGAAAGGAGAAGCAUUGUUCAGUGACUAAUAAUGCCUCAUAGGCUUCCAGAGGUGCUAUUUGAAGUGUGUGAGUCAAAAAAGAAUGUUAUCUUAAAUUCCAGACAAACAGGUGAGCCUGGGGGUAUGUCCUGUGCAUUUCUUGUCUUCCCUCUGUUUGCUUUUUCUAUUCAGUGAGACUUACGUAGACCUGCUAACUUUCUCUUUACACAGUAAGCUCUGCCUUCCCUGCUGUGAGGAACUGCAUAGCGCUAGCUUCAGAUAGACCCAGGAAGACAAAACCUACUAGGAAUGAUAUCAUCACUUUCUCCUUCCUUGUAUUCAGAUCAUCCCAGAGCAAAUUUUCUUACGUCAGUAGAACUGAGAAAGGAUUUUGGCCCUGAAAUGUUUAAAUGCUACUUAAUGCCGGCAUAGUUUGGCUAACAAACUGUAGUCUGUGAAACUGACCGCCACCACCCUCAAAUUUAUUUUCUGGACAAACAAGAAGUUUUUCAUCACUGUGUUUUGAAGAGUUGACCCCCAACAACUGACACCCACAAGCACACGCUCUGGCAGGCUGAAGCUCCUCCAGGGAUCCAUUUAAUCUGCGCAGCUGAAUAUGGAUUGUUGCUGUUUUGUAUAAAACCAUAUGAGAGAUUACAUCUUCCUUUCUACAAGCCCACACAGAUGGUGCGAGUGACUAACAGAUGCCUUGAUUUUUACACAGCCUACACACUGAUGUCAUAAGAAGAGACUAAUACCUCGGAGGUGUUCUGAGAACGAUGCCACUGAGAGUCUCCUGAAAAUUCAAGCAUUAUAAUACAGAAUAAAAGCCAUGUUUGGAUGUGCGUUAAGGGCACCUCACAUUCACUAUGACCCACAAGCAUGAGAGCAGUGCCAGACAAAGCAGGUUUUUCUCUCUAAGAGAUGCAUCUGGAAUAUAUCAGGGCUCUCCCUUGUAAAACAUGCAUCCAGGCUUCCAUACAGCUGAGAUGUGCUGCUUUGGGUGCUCCCAGGAUGUCCCCUUCUGCCCAACCUGUGCCAUCCCUCAGCCCCUAUGGUGGAGUGCUGUGGGAGUGUGUACGGCCUGAUGACAGAGUAUCAGCCAUGGUCAAACUGCAGCUUCAAGCAGAAGAAAGAGGAGUGGUAUCAAUCAAAGGAGUAAGUGCAAACCGUUUUCUGGCUAUGAAGGAGGAUGGCAGAUUGCUGGCACUGAAAUGUGCAACAGAAGAAUGUUUCUUUUUUGAGCGCUUGGAAUCUAAUAACUAUAACACUUACCGGUCACGGAAGUACUCUGAUUGGUACGUGGCACUGAAAAGAACUGGACAGUACAAGCCUGGACCAAAAACUGGACCUGGACAGAAAGCUAUCCUUUUUCUUCCAAUGUCUGCUAAAAGCUGAUUUGCAUGGCGGGUUCUGAACACACGCCACACUACACUUUAACAGGCAGAGUUUCCUACUGCUCACCAAACUAGUAAGAAUAGAAGCAGUUAUUUGCUGAUAUCAGCUAGUUUUUGCAGAAAGAUUAAAACAUGAAUGUUUCUUCCUGUCUUCAUACUGCUCUGUAAACCUAUUGUGCCAGUGUGUGUGGAGCUAAAAUUACAUAGAGAAUCUAUUUUCAGGAUCAAUAACGCUCUA